Molecule: messenger RNA, 612 nt
Organism: Penicillium malachiteum
Lineage: Eukaryota; Fungi; Ascomycota; Eurotiomycetes; Eurotiales; Aspergillaceae
Exons: 4
Coding region: 1-612 (203 amino acids)
Source: RefSeq, a predicted model, not a curated record
AUGAACGGGAGCAACCGGCCCCAUGACAGUUUUGGGAAAGAUACCCUACUAUCAGUCGCCAAAGUAGGCGCGCUGAGCGGCGCUGCCGGGUUGAUCUAUGGAGGGGCAUCGGGAGUUAUUCGAUCACCAAACCCUGUAAUCCAUUCAAUAUCUUGUGGUAUCCAUUGGUUUGCAUGUGGUUCAACAUAUUGGUGGAUGCGGAGCAAUAUCCUUAAAAUUCAUUUCAAGGAUCAGGCUUCCCCGCAAGAACGCACUUAUGUGAGCGCAUUCUGCGGUGGAAUCUCCGGCGGAGUCGUCACUCGAUUGAUGGGAGGUCGACUUAUUCCUGGUCUUGUUAUCUUUUCUCUACUCGGGUUUGCUGGUCAAAGUGCCUUUAAUAGAGUUGAUGCAUGGCAAGUCCAAAGGGCCCAGAACCCUUCCAAACCACUUGCAGUGCGCCUAGCGGAAUCUAAAUGGGUUCCCCUUCGGCAUCUAUCCGAUGAAGAGUAUCGUGGAAUGCUGGGCGAGAAACUCCUCAGUCUAGAAGCUGAGAUUGCCCUUCUGGAUGAGAAGAUUGAGGGACUCGAAAAGACUCGACCAGUGACAAGUCCCAUUCCCGAGUCAUCAUCCUAA